This is a messenger RNA of Oncorhynchus keta (chum salmon), 4334 nucleotides long. Its product is annotated as transcription initiation factor TFIID subunit 4-like. Bases 93 to 2723 code for a protein of 876 amino acids. The transcript is spliced from 12 exons. Gene Ontology annotation, cellular component: transcription factor TFIID complex. Gene Ontology annotation, molecular function: DNA binding; RNA polymerase II general transcription initiation factor activity; protein heterodimerization activity. Gene Ontology annotation, biological process: DNA-templated transcription; transcription initiation at RNA polymerase II promoter. Lineage: Eukaryota; Metazoa; Chordata; Actinopteri; Salmoniformes; Salmonidae. The record is from RefSeq and is a predicted model, not a curated record.
GACGUCAGAUUAAUUCCCACAAUGCCUAGUAACACGCAUGCGCAUUUCACUAAUUUACACUUUUUUUUUUAGACAGCGAUCUAUGAUCAAAGAUGGCGAGCACCUCCGACCCACUGGAAGAUAUGUUAUUUUCUGAGGUGGAUGAAAAAGCUGUGAACGAUUUAGUGGGCUCUUUGGAGUCACAACUUGUUGGACAAAGCAGCCCUGCACAUACUCAGUCGGAAAACAGAGGUGCUGGGUCUACAUGCACUGCAAACCAUCACUUAGGGAAAACGCUACCAGCCCAAGUGGGUACUACACUAGUACAGCAGCAACAAGGACAACAUAAAGCUGGGAUGCACCAGGAGAUAAACUCUAAAGAAAUUAGCUUAGAGAAAACUGUCACAUCUUCUUCGCUGAGUUCUAUUCCGUCCUUUGAGGAAGCUUCCACCACUUCAGGGACUGGAGUAAACGCUACCAAGAGCGGUUUGCAAUCACAUGGAACAUCAUCUAUCACAACACUACCUGCAUUUGGUGGUGUAGCAACUUCUCCGCUUGUCAACAGCAUCAACAGCACUACCACCAGCCGAGGUUCCGCUCUGGCUUCAGGUCAGACAUCAACAGACAUUGUCGAUCAUCCAAGAAAACGUAUAACUGCAUCGUUACGGAGUGCAUCCGCGGGAAUACAGAGUUUGAACGGUACCAGAGGAGCGCUAACGUCAAGGAAUAAUCCCCCUGCGGCGGGAACUGCUGCGUUGAUUAGCAGUGCAAGUGCAGCAAACUCAAGUCGGACCGUUGACGUUACAUCUUGUGUAAAUACGACGAAUUUCACUUUGUCUAACUCCAGAAUUUCUUCAACUCAAUCAGCGAUUCCCCUGGAUAAGGGGACUCCUACUAUUGCUUUGCAAAGACUACCAAGUCACAUUGUAGCGAGCAUCGCGCAUAAUGGAAAUGGCACUACCGUCUCGGCCUUGGUUAAACAGGGCGCGAUAGGACCGAUCACUUCUGCAGCAGCUUCGCAAGUGAACCACAAAAAAGAGGGUUCUGAAGCGAAGUCGGACGCUCCCGUACAGUCCAAAAUAGUAAUGUCCAGUCCGUUAGGUGUUGUCAAUUCCGUAAUAAACUCUGUUUCCUCUCCCUCUGCCGUUUCCAACAUAGCAGCGGCGACUACUGCAAGUCAUGUCAUAGCAAAGCCUGCUGUCAAUGUUGUUGGACAAACAACAACUGUUGGAAUGGUAAGGUCACCGGCUGUGACCACAGCUACACAGCCUCUGCUUCGACCGGGAGUCCCAGCAGCUCAAAGGACUGUAGCCCCCCAGCUGAUUGUCAGACCCCCCCAACAACCACAGACGACCAUUCAACUGCCUCCUGGGUUUACCAUCCCACCCGGAAUGGUGUUAGUGCGCACUGAGAUGGGUCAGCUGGUGAUGGUCCCACAGCAGGCCCUUGCCCAGGCACAGGCCCAAGCCCAGGCCCAGGCCCAGGCCCAGGCCCAGAACAACAUCUCCCCCCGAACUGCCACCCCCACUGCAGGGGCCACCUUCAGAGCAACUACCCUACAGAAGGGCCCCAUGGCGCCGGCUGUGGCAGUGACGGCUCCCCAACAGACCCCCGUGGUAAUGGCCCCCCAGGUCCAGGCUGGGGCCCAGGCUCAGCCAGCCCUGCCCCCACAGACCAGCGUCCCUGUAGCCCCAGGAGCCUCUGUCAUCUCCCAGGAGAUGCAGGAGAAUGUGAAGAAGUGUAAGAACUUCUUGGCCACCCUGAUAAAGCUGGCUUCCCACAACUCUCCGUCGCCUGAGACCUCCAAAAACGUCAAGUCACUGGUCCAGGAUCUGCUGGAUGCUAAGAUUGAGCCUGAGGAGUUCACCAACAGACUGCAGUCAGAGCUCAAGUCGUCUCCUCAGCCCUACCUGGUCCCCUUCCUCAAGAAAAGCCUCCCGGCCCUGCGGCUGUCUCUGCUCAACAUUCAGCAUUCCCUGAUCCAGCCUCUGCCGCAGGCCAAAGCCACCCCCACCCCCACCACAGGCACCAGCUCUGCCAUCAUGGCCGUCCCAGCUGUCCGCUGCCGCCUCCCCAACAGCGUCAGCACCACGGGGGCCAGUGUCGGGGCCCAGGGACACACAGCUGCCCUGGGUAUCAAGCAAGCAGGCACCGCUGGUUGCCAGGUCAGGAUGCCCAUGUCGAUCACACCAUUAAGAACACAAGGCACUGUCAGCAAGGGAGCCAUGUUCCAAGCAGGCAAAAGUCCUGUGGGUUUUGCUGUUAAGGGCUUUGGAAAUCAGAAAAACAAGCAGAACGAUCCCGGAGGCGGUUCUUUCAGGGAUGAUGAUGACAUUAACGAUGUGGCGUCCAUGGCGGGGGUGAACCUGAAUGAAGAGAGCGCUCGUAUCCUGGCAACCAACUCUGAGCUGGUGGGGACACACAUCCGCUCCUGUAAAGAUGAGGCCUUCCUUCACCCGGGCCUGUUACACAGACGCAUCCUGGAGACAGCUAAGAAGUUUGGCGUGUCAGAGGUUCCUAUGGAGGCUGUGAACUUCAUCUCCCACGCUACCCAGUCCCGACUCCGCACUGUGCUGGAGAAGGUCUCCUCCAUCGCACAGCACAGGAUGGACGGUGGUAAAGAUGAGGAGUGGUUUGAGCAGUCGGCAGGCGUGCGGUCGCAACUAAAGUUCUUUGAGCAGCUGGAGAGGAUAGAGAAGCAGAGGAAGGAUGAACAGGAGAGAGAUCCUACUCAAAGCAGCUAAAAGUCGCUCCAGGCAAGAGGACCCAGAGCAGGCUCGGCUGAAACAAAAAGCUAAGGAGGUAAGCGCUGUGCUGGAGAUCAUUACCCUUGACAUUUUCCCAAGACUUCAACAUAUAAAUGUUUCAUGCCUCGCUACAUAUGUAAUGCCAUUUAAAGGUCUGACUUAAAAAGUUGUAGGAAUUAUUUGUGCUGAUUUAUGUCUGCCUCGUUUGGAAAAGUGGUUAUAGAACAGAGACACCACACCAAAGAGAUCCUCCUCCUCUUUUCUCUCUCUCUCUCUCUCUCUUUUCUGGCUCCCGAUAACAUUUUGGAGACUGCUGUUCAUUGUGCAUGGCUCUUUCAAAGAGAUAGAUUGGGGAGCAUAUCAGUGUUGUGAGUACCGGUUUAAUAUUCACCAUAGCACUUUCUGUAGAGCCAUUUGCAUUGUAAAAGCUGAUCGAAAAAUGUUUACUGUCACAGUUAUGUAUACAUUUUGGUUUAAAACUUUGAAAUGGCUUUGGCACUGUAGGCGCACAAAUGGGAAAUAUAAAAAAUAAAGUAGGAAGCUACUGUGCUUAUUUGUUAAAUUGUACAGCUACAGUGUCUUCAGAAAGUAUUCAUACCCCUUGACUUAUUCCACAUUUUGUUGUUACUGCCUGAAUUCAAAAUUGAUUAAAUAUAAUGUUUUUCUCAUCCAUCUGCACACAAUAUCCAAUAAUGACAAAAGUGAAAACGGGUUUUAGAAUAGUUUUCAAAUGUAUUGAAAAUUAAAUACAGAAAUAUCUCAUUUACAUAAGUAUUCUCACCCAUGACUCAAUACUUUGUAGAAGCACCUGACAGAGAUUACAGCUGUGAGUCUUUCUGAGUAAGUCUCUAAGAGCUUUCCACACCUUAAUUGCGCAACAAUUUCCCAUUAUUAUUUUCAAAAUUCUCAAAGCUCUGUCAAAUUGGUUAUUGAUCAUUGCUUUAGAACCAUUUUCAGGUCUUGCCAUAGAUUUUCAAGUAGAUUUAAGUCAAAAGUUUAACUUGGCCUCUCAGUCACUGUCUUCUUGGUAAGCAACUCCAGUGUAUAUUUGGCCUUGUGUUUUACGUUAUUGUCCUACUGAAAGGUGAAUUAAUCUCCCAGUGUCUGGUGGAAAGCAGACUGAACCAGAUUUCCUCUAGGAUUUUGCCUGUGCUUAGCUCCAUUUUAUUUAUUUUUUAUCCUGAAAAACUCACAAGUCCUUAGCAAUUACAAGCAUACCCAUAACAUGAUGCAGCCACCACAAUGCUUGGAAAUAUGGAUAGUGGUAGUCAGUAAUGUGUUGUAUUGGAUUUGCAGCAAACAUAACAUUUUGUAUUCAGGACAAAAUGUUAAUUUCUUUGCCACAUUUUUUGCGGUAUUACUUUAGUGCCUUUGGAAUAUUUUUUAUUCUGUACAUGCUUCCUUCUUUUCACUCUGUAAAUUAGGUUAAUAUUUAGGAGUAACUACAAUGUUGUUGAUCCAUCCUCAGUUUUCUCCUAUCACAGCCAUUAAACUCUGUAACUGUUAUAAAGUCGCCAUUGGCCUCAUGGUGAAAUCCCUGAUCGGUUUCCUUCCUCUCAUUGGUCUUUGUGGUUUAAUCUGUGUUUGAAAUGCACUGCUUGACUGACG